UUGCAUAUUGAUAGGAAUACAUAAAGAAGAAAAAGACUUUUAAAAAAAUGUAUUUGAUUACAUUUAAAACUUUUACUGUGGUAGAAAGAAUUCAGUAACCAUUACCUUUAUUCUUAAAAAAAAAAAAUGAGCUUAGUAUUUUUUUGUCCAAACCUGUUCUGCUGGUUCAGAUUUGUCAUUUUGAUUUUGUAGCAGUUAGAAGAAAAGAGUGAAGAUCAAGAAGACAAGGAAUGUUUGAAACAAGCAAUAACAGCUUUGCUUAAUGUUCAGAGUGGUAUGGAAAAAAUAUGUUCUAAAAGUCUUGCAAAACGAAGACUGAGUGAAUCUGCAUGUCGUUUUUAUAGUCAGCAAAUGAAGGGGAAACAACUAGCAAUCAAGAAAAUGAAUGAGAUUCAGAAGAAUAUUGAUGGUUGGGAGGGAAAAGACAUUGGACAGUGUUGCAAUGAGUUUAUAAUGGAAGGAACUCUUACACGUGUAGGAGCCAAACAUGAGAGACACAUAUUUCUCUUUGAUGGCUUAAUGAUUUGCUGUAAAUCAAAUCAUGGGCAGCCAAGACUUCCUGGUGCUAGCAAUGCAGAAUAUCGUCUUAAAGAAAAGUUUUUUAUGAGAAAGGUACAAAUUAAUGACAAAGAUGACACCAGUGAGUACAAGCAUGCUUUUGAAAUAAUUUUAAAAGAUGAAAAUAGUGUUAUAUUUUCUGCCAAGUCAGCUGAAGAGAAGAACAACUGGAUGGCAGCAUUGAUAUCUUUACAGUACCGGAGUACACUAGAAAGGAUGCUUGAUGUGACAAUGCUCCAGGAAGAGAAGGAGGAGCAGAUGAGGCUCCCUAGUGCUGAUGUUUAUAGAUUUGCAGAGCCUGACUCUGAAGAGAAUAUAAUAUUUGAAGAAAACACGCAGCCCAAGGCUGGAAUUCCAAUUAUCAAAGCAGGAACUGUUAUUAAACUUAUAGAAAGGCUUACAUACCAUAUGUAUGCAGGUAAGAAUAUGAAGUUGCCUGUCCCUUUUAUUUUCCUGCUUCAAGCUGAUUUUCUUUACUGCACAGUCAUUGUGCCUAAAAUAGAAACAAACUAACAACAAAAGUCCUCCCCAUUAUCAGAGUUGUUUUCCUUUCACUAAAAAUACCACUUCAAUAUUUUGAAAUUUUACACUUCCCACCAAAUUUACAUAUAUUAUCCUUAACUUUAAAAAUCAAAGUUAGAAAUGAGAAAAGAAAGUCACUUAGCUAAAUUUACCCAGUUAGAAAGUGACAGAAACAAGAUUAAAGGAAGACAUAAAUGAUCAUCAUUAUAGUCUAAAAACCUUUUUACACCUUUAUCUCUUUUUUUCCUUUCUUUCCAUUAUUCAGAUUCUAAAAUCAGUAAAAAUUUCCAUAUACAUUCAUCACCCUAAUAUACACAGCAUUGCUUUUUCCUAAUUUCCACUCCUAAAGCUUACUAAAUUUAACAGUCCUGGAAGUCAUUUAAGUUUUCAGUAUUUUUUGCUUUUUACAACUGAUGUUAUUUAAGAAAACAAUUUCACCUUAGCAGAGCAAUUUUUAAGAACAAAUAGGUACACACCACUUAGGAAGAUUGCUAUGGGCUGUAUAAAAUAUGAUUGAGAGGUAAGAAACAAAUAUAAUGAUUCAUUUUUUUGUGUGUAAUUUUAUUUCUUGUAAUAAAGUAACAAAUGAUUAUCUGAUGUUCUUCAACCUUCAACUUCCCUACGUAGUAGAAAGUUUGGUAACUAUGAAAUACUA
Molecule: messenger RNA, 1735 nt
Organism: Manis javanica (Malayan pangolin)
Lineage: Eukaryota; Metazoa; Chordata; Mammalia; Pholidota; Manidae
Source: RefSeq, a predicted model, not a curated record